UUGUUUAAUAGCACAGGGGUUUAUUUGGGAUGAUCGGGUAAUGAUUAAUUCGGUCAGGAAGAAAUUGGGAGGAAAAGAAUCGGUCCACUUCUGAGCGAAAGCUUAGCAGCUUUAUCUGGGCUGCCUGUUAUAAAUAGUGCUGGCGAGACCCAAGUGCUGCGGGAGGAAGGCACAUGAUGGAAACUCACAAUGCACGUUCAGAGAAUGUAAAGUGGGCUCCAUAAAUCCCCGGAACAGUCAGAUGAUUUUAAGGGCUGCAUAGGGGCACUCCAGCGCUCAUAUUUCAACAUAUUAGGAGGAGUGUCAAAGUUCAAGAAAGGCAGGAGGGGAUUACAGAGCAAAUUUUACGGCUGCCCUUCACCAGUCGAAGCCACCAAGGAAGAAGCCGCCAACAUGACCAAGAAAAGAGAAAGGAGUUUGAAAGAGAAAUUUGCCCUGGAGAACAGCCUGCUGAAGGAAGCUCUGGCAGAAUUCCUGGGGACGUUCAUAAUGAUAACCCUCGGAUGCGGGUGUAUCGCACAAUCGGUCCUUAGCAGAGGUGCCAUGGGAGGAGCACCAGUGAUCUCCCUUGGUUUUGCUAUGGCAGUCACCAUCGCCAUAUACGUAGCUGGAGGCGUUUCUGGCGGUCACAUCAACCCAGCUGUUUCCUUCGCCAUGUGCCUGACUGGACGGUUGAAAUGGGUCAAAUUGCCCGUGUAUGUCCUUGCUCAAUAUAUCGGUGCCUUUCUUGGAGCAGCUGCUGUCUUUGGGGUCAAUUAUGAUGCGUUGAUGGAGUACAAUGGCGGGGAGCUGACCGUCACAGGACCAAAUGCUACAGCACAUAUUUUUGCAACCUACCCAGAGGGAUAUUUGUCCCUGACAAAUGGACUUUUAGAUCAGGUGAUGUCGACGGCAUUUCUUCUCCUGGGCAUCUUUGCCAUCUUUGACGCGGACAAUCUCCGCGUGCCGAAGGGACUGGAACCUAUCGCUGUCGGCCUUCUCAUCGUAUUAUUGGCUUCUUCCUUGGCCAUGAACAGCGGCUGUGCCAUGAACCCCGCCAGAGAUCUGGCCCCGCGCGUCUUCACGUACAUUGCAGGAUGGGGUUCAGAAGUCUUCACGGCUGGCAAUAACUGGUGGUGGAUCCCUGUUGUUGGCCCAAUGGUUGGCGCAGCUUUUGGAGUUGGUAUCUACAUCCUCUUAAUCGAAAUUCACCACACCACUCGGCGGCUACCCCAGAACGACACCGCCCACAAUAAAUACGAACUCUCCAAUGUGGACGAAGAGAAGCCGUUCCAAGGAGACUAUCCUUAACCUCUCCUUUGAAUAAAACAGACCAACCCAUUUCCCAAAUCACCCCUCGUUCAAGCCACAAAAAAGGCUGAGCUCUUCUGCGACGGCUUAUGGCAGCUGGCAAAAUCCAUUCCCUACCCCCCAGUACAAAAUUAGUAGCCCCAAAAUCUAGAAACGACGCAUCACCUUGAGAGGGGCAUUUGCAGCAGUCCUUUCUGUAUCCUUGAGGUCAAAUUUCUGCCCUUCCUCCUCCCAAAUGAAAGUCUAAAUGCAACCCGUGCAGUUUAAAUCAUGUUGCCCUAAUUAACCACAAAUGGGCAGAGCUGGUGUCAACAAGCUGCAGACUGAGGCUGUUUAAUUGUCCCCAAGUGACACCAGCAGAGAUUCAUUAGUGGCAUUAGGAUUUUAUUUUAUUUUUUAUAAAGACAUCUAUGGAAAAGGUUGAGCUUUAUCCAAAGUGGUUGUUAUUGUUGUGCACCUGAAUUACAAAGCCUUAAGUGAAGUCGGGCUGUGUGCGUUUGAACCCUAGGCACUGACAGCUAUCAAAUGCCCACUAAAGUAAAAGGUUUGAAAAGGGGAUCAGACCAAUUAAGGGAAAAUACCAUAGCAAAGCUCUUCGUCACAGUGACUCAGGAAAAUUGCCAUGAUCAGAUGCAGUAUACUGCUCAAUAAAUUCCCUCCCCAUGCCAGGCUUCUGAUUCCCCCCAGAAUAGAUGGAGAUUGGUUUGAUCCUGUCCACAGGGCUGGCGCUACCAUUAGGCCAACUAGGCAGCUGCCUAGGGCGCAGACCUCAGAGGGGUGCAGUACUGCCCUUUAAGGGUCACCGUUUUAUACAAAUGAGUAGUUUUAAGAAAAAACAUAAUAAGUUCAGGUUUUGUGCUUUUUCUUUUUUCUAUGAAACAUCUGUUCUUAAAAAUCAAAGUUGGCAAUUUUUGGUGUGUGUGUGUGUGUGUACAAGUAGCUCACCUUGCCUAGGGCGCAAAAUAGUCUGGCAUCGGCCCUGCCUGCCCAGCAAUUCUUGCGUUAUGCAAGAAUGACAAGGGUAUCGCUGGAGGUAGCUGAUGCUGUAAGUGGCUCUGCGGUCAAAUCUGGGACAGAAAAAUACAGAACGUUUUUCCUCAGGGACUUCGGAGUGCUCACAUUUGCUUUCUACACAAGUUAUCUGAUCUUAAUGCAAUCUUUCUUUCUUUUUAAGAGCUAAGCUAGGAUGCCCACCCUCAGUUUCCCUGCUGUGCUUUCUAGCAGGAUGUCAGCACCACCUAAUUGUAAUACGUUGAAGUGCAGGCUGCCAGUAGAGAGUGCAUUACACACAGAACAUUUGGAGUUCAAUCCAGACGGAAGUAACGCACCCUUAAAUCCCACUGAAAUUUUAGGAUCUAAAUAUGCCCAUACCUUUUCCCCAUUUGUGUCCUCCUUCCAGAGAUUUUAAUAUCAAAAUAUUCCAGACUUAAUGCUGUGACAGCUCUUAGAGCUAGUAAUACUUCCUUGGAGGUAGAAGUGUUUUGGAAAGUCCUUGAAUUCUGGCCAGUGUCUCCAAGCACUCCCAGACUUGGGUGUGUGUGUGUGUCAGUCAUCAACACCUUUUGCUCAAAACGCUCCUGAGUUCUAAAAUAAUUUCUUCAUAUUUUUUUAUUACCAUAAAAAAUCCAUUCAUAAAAAAAGAAGACAGAAUAAUUUCUGGUUGUUAGCACUAGGACUCUCCCUCCGGAAACACCCACUGUGUGACCACCCCCAAGAAUGAGCCAGAGUGACUGGAGAAUAAAAAGGUUCAUCUGGAGGUGCCCAUGGUGAUGCAAACCCAACCAGGAUUUACAAGGGGGCAAGUGGUGGCAGCUGCAUCAGGCAUGGGUGUCCAUUGCCAUUAAGAGCGGCACAUUGGGAGGCAGGUAGAUGUGAGCUGCAGGACACAGUCCACUAGGAAUUUCUCUUGUGCAAGCCCCAUUGAAAUCAGCAAGGGCUGUGCAGGAACCCAGAAGAGCUCUUGUUCAUUUCAGUGAGGCUUGCGCAGGAGAAAUUCCUCGUGGACUUUGCCCCUUGAUAAUUAACGGGGCAGGGGGUAUUUCCAGCUGGAUUUGUCCUCAUCCUCAAGAACCAAACCAUUUGGCCCAGCCUUGAUUAGAAGGACACUUUCAGCUGAGAUGGUUUUCCCAGGUAGGAAGCUCUGAUGGCACACUGUGGAGCCGUUGCUACGAAUUUAGCCUUGCUGAAUGAGGCAGAGGGAGACAUGAUGUGCUCUCUCUCCUUUUCUCCUCCCCUGAAUGCCACUCGUAGGCAGGAAAUGCCCAUAAUUUAAGAGGGUUUAAAACUCUUUGCAUGGCCACCUCGCCAGACACUGGACACAUUUUCUCCGUCAUGGAACAGGCGGAGAUAACCCGGAUUGAGUGAAAGGUGUGAGAUUCUGCCAAUAUGUGCCUUUCUCAUCAUUUCCUAUUUCCAAGUGUGGUGCAGAACGAACAUGGACCUGUCUCUGAUUUUUAUACGUACUGGUUGUGACCACAAAUAAACAGCAUUUUCACUUUGCAGUAA
This is a messenger RNA of Elgaria multicarinata webbii, 3795 nucleotides long. RefSeq names its product aquaporin 9 (gene AQP9). NCBI's taxonomy places the organism in Eukaryota, Metazoa, Chordata, Lepidosauria, Squamata, Anguidae. Gene Ontology annotation, cellular component: basolateral plasma membrane; plasma membrane. Bases 394 to 1290 code for a protein of 298 amino acids. The transcript has 6 exons. Gene Ontology annotation, molecular function: water channel activity; glycerol channel activity; urea transmembrane transporter activity. The record is from RefSeq and is a predicted model, not a curated record. Gene Ontology annotation, biological process: glycerol transmembrane transport; water transport.